Colletotrichum godetiae is the source of this 792-nucleotide messenger RNA. Its product is annotated as DNA photolyase. The annotation marks the transcript as partial. The transcript has a single exon. Lineage: Eukaryota; Fungi; Ascomycota; Sordariomycetes; Glomerellales; Glomerellaceae. The record is from RefSeq and is a predicted model, not a curated record. Gene Ontology annotation, molecular function: DNA binding; deoxyribodipyrimidine photo-lyase activity; FAD binding. Gene Ontology annotation, biological process: entrainment of circadian clock by photoperiod; circadian regulation of gene expression. Gene Ontology annotation, cellular component: cytoplasm; nucleus.
AUGCCACCAAAGCAGAAGCGCAAGGCGGCACCCGCUGCAGAGUCCAGUGACUCUGGAAGAAAGAGGAUCAAGACCGAGCAAAACGGAGGGGAUCCCUUGCGCAAGCCGCACCCUUUCCACGAGGACGCCGAGAAGCAUGGAAUUGUCCUCCGCAAAUUCUACCCACACGAGAUGAGCAACGACCGAGCACGCGCCUAUAACGAGAACGAGCUUCCUCGACCAAUCGAGGAGCUCACAUCCGCUCUGGAGCAGACUUCCAAAACGCGAAAGGCAGUCAAGACAAAGAACGCCGUGGUACAUUGGUUCAAGAUGGAUCUCCGGACAACAGACAACCGAUCGCUGUCCCUAGCGAGCGAGAAGGCCAAAGAGGCAGGGGUUCCACUGAUCGCCAUGUUCAUUGUCAGCCCCCAGGACUAUGAGGCUCAUCUAACGGCCCCCAUCCGUGUCGACUUCAUGCUCAGGACCCUGCAUGUUCUGAGGGAGGACCUCGCCAAGCUUGACAUCCCGCUCUAUGUCGAGACCGUUGAGAAGCGCAAAAGGAUUCCCGUACGGAUCGCUGAGCUCAUGGAUCAAUGGGAGGCCAGUCACUUGUUUGCCAAUAUGGAGUACGAGGUGGACGAGCUUCGCCGGGAGGGGAAGAUGGUCCGCAUGUUUGCCGACAAGGGCCUCUCGUACGAGGUACUGCAUGAUACGUGCGUCGUCCCUCCCGGAAAUUUGACCAGCGGGGCAGGCAAACAGUAUGCCGUUUAUUCACCCUGGUUCCGGGCCUGGGUCCGUCACGUCCACGAGAAC